Molecule: messenger RNA, 1948 nt
Organism: Puntigrus tetrazona (Sumatra barb)
Lineage: Eukaryota; Metazoa; Chordata; Actinopteri; Cypriniformes; Cyprinidae
Product: ras-related protein Rab-8A-like
Exons: 8
Coding region: 65-691 (208 amino acids)
Biological process (GO): cellular response to insulin stimulus; regulation of exocytosis; neurotransmitter receptor transport to postsynaptic membrane
Cellular component (GO): synaptic vesicle; trans-Golgi network transport vesicle; plasma membrane
Molecular function (GO): GTP binding; GTPase activity
Source: RefSeq, a predicted model, not a curated record
CUGCUUUUGCGGAUUCUGCGCUGUCUGCUAAAGUACCGGGCGGGAUUUCCGCAAUACGUUCAGUAUGGCGAAGACCUACGAUUAUUUGUUUAAACUGCUGUUAAUCGGGGAUUCCGGCGUCGGGAAGACCUGUGUGCUCUUCAGAUUCUCGGAGGAUGCCUUUAACUCGACGUUUAUUUCGACGAUAGGUAUCGAUUUCAAGAUCAGGACAAUAGAACUAGAUGGCAAGAAGAUAAAGUUACAGAUAUGGGACACGGCAGGACAGGAGCGAUUCCGAACAAUCACAACGGCGUAUUACAGAGGAGCAAUGGGUAUCAUGCUGGUUUAUGAUAUUACUAAUGAGAAAUCAUUUGACAACAUCAAAAACUGGAUCCGAAACAUAGAGGAGCAUGCAUCAGCGGAUGUAGAAAAAAUGAUUUUGGGGAACAAGUGUGACAUCAAUGAGAAGAGGCAGGUGUCUAAAGAUAGAGGCGAGAAGCUGGCGUUGGAAAGCACGGCGUCAAGUUCAUGGAGACGCAGCGCGAAGGCUAACAUCAACGUUGAGAACGCAUUCUUGACGCUUGCCAGAGACAUAAAAGCAAAGAUGGACACGAAAUUGGAGGGGAACAAUCCUCAGAGCAGCAAUCACGGAGUGAAAAUUACCACUGAACAGCAGAAAAAGAGCAGCUUCUUUCGCUGUGUGCUACUGUGAAGACCAAGGCCUUACUGUCCGCCGCCCGUGGGCUGGACACGACUGGACUACGCUCUCCCUCUUAGCACUCCUCCUCCUCCUCCUUCCUCUUUUAUCCCCCCUCUCCUUCUCUGUCGCGCUCUUCUUCCAGCCCCAGGGCAGUCGGAGCUCCUGGCUCCUCUUCUCUUCUUCCAUUGACAGAUUAGCGAUGCCGCUUCCUCUCGCUCACGACCCUUCCCCGACGAAACCGCGGUGGGGGAGCAUCGGUUCUACAAGUCAAGGUGAAGAACUGGCUCGGAAACACGCACCUAAAGAAGAUCCCACGUCUUUGUUUCAAUCGCUCGUCUUGAGCGCACAACUGCCAAAAUUGAUCCAUUCCUUCGCGGCGACCCGGAAGCAGCCGAUCUGAUAUUGAGCCGUUUUGAGAGUUACGUGGGAUUUUUAUUUUUUUUUUCUCUAUCAUUCCGUUUUAUUUUCGGCAUUCUUCGACAAUCACAUGACCUUAUUGCAAGUAGAGGAAUAUUAUAACCCCCUUUCUUUUAUUUAAAAAAAAUAUAUAUAUUUCUCUGUUUUUGUCCCCGGUUUUAUUUUUCAGACCUGUUGCGCAAAAGUGUUGCAUUCGCAGACUAGCUGCAGUCAGAUGAUCCAGCUUUUUUUUUUUUCAUUACAUUUGCCGCCUCGUUAAAACUAACCUCCUUUUUUUUUUUUUUUUUUUAACACGCACACAAAGCUAUUUCCAAAUAGUUCAGUUUUUUAUGCAGUAGCGCUAGCUUUCGUUUUAACAUUCCUUCGAAUAAAUCCAGAACUCAGGUCUUGCUUUAUGACGACCUGACGCGUUCAAAGCGUUCUUUGAUUUAAAAACGCUUGGAUUGAAUCGACUAGAAUCAAGCGAAACUGACACGCGGCCCUUGAUAGGAAGCGGAAAUCCCGAGUUUGUAGUAUUAACAGACACGCGUAACCAAAAGCAAUGAGAAAGGGUGACUUUGUGACCUGAAAAGCAGAGCUACGCUUGAGCAAGCGCCUCCCGUAUACAGAAGUCCAUGCACUUUAUCAGUAUCUUUUGUGUUGUGUGUAGUUUGUGCCAAGUGAUAGUUUUGCAUCGUAAAAAAAGAGGCGUUUUUACAUGGUUACGUGGAGUGUGACCUGCCGAAUUCGUGUUCGUUUUGAGCCGUUUUCUACCGAUCGGAAGCCAAAGCUGGUUUCAUGCAUUGGCUGCCAUUGGUCCAGUUCGAAUAAACGGCCUUCAAUCGGUUCAUAUUUCUCGUGUGUUUGCGAACG